This is a messenger RNA of Diplodia corticola, 585 nucleotides long. RefSeq lists its product as uncharacterized. The transcript has 5 exons. The record is from RefSeq and is a predicted model, not a curated record. Lineage: Eukaryota; Fungi; Ascomycota; Dothideomycetes; Botryosphaeriales; Botryosphaeriaceae. Bases 1 to 585 code for a protein of 194 amino acids.
AUGUCGUCAGUCUCAGCCUCGCUAAGCUUUACCGCAGACUCGAUUGGUCGGCGCGGCCUCCUGGAGCGGCGCCUUCCUUACCAGUGCAAACAGCAGCUCCCAUCCUUCAAAACCCCUCUCGAUCACUCGAACCUCUCCAACCUCAUCACCGUCCAGAACAAACAGCCACCAUUAUCAUUCGUGGUACUCCAUCCCGUCCGCCGAUGCCUCGGCACCGGGAAGCCCCCCUUGCCGAUGCCCGCAAGUGCGGGAGGGAAAGCUUUCCGGGGACUUUUCCGGGGCAUGUUGGCCCGAUGGCUGGGCCGCCUCUUUUCCGGGAGCGAGCCUUGUGGGGCUGUGGAAAGCCUUCGUAACGACAAGACGGACAAGGAGCUCCAUGCCGCCUUGAUCGAUGGCUUGCGCUCAAGGUCAAGCGCAACGGAGAUAUGCCGAUCGCCUUUGUACAGUUCCAUGCGGCGAGCAACGCCAACAAGGCCAUGGAACGUGCCACUACUGUUGCAAUCGCCACGAGAUCGCAUUCGCUCAUGCCAACACGGCGGAGCUAGGAGUUGGGCCCCGCUGACACUCCGUUUCGCUCUGUCCUAG